UUCAGUUGUUGAGAAAAUUUUCAUUUUAGCAGUUGUGUGCGGUUAAAAACUAUAAUGUUGGACCAAAGUAGGAAGUAUCCUCGAGAAGCUACUGUGGCUGCCGCAAUUUGCGGAAUUUUAUUCUGCAUAAUUGGAGUUAUCGGUAACCUAGUUACGAUCAUAGCAUUGGCACGAUGUCCAAAAUUACGCGUACAAGCAACAACGGCGUUCGUGAUUUCGCUGUGUUUGGCGGAUUUACUUUUUUGCGCCCUUAAUUUGCCUUUAACGAUUUCGAGAUACGUUAAUGAAGCUUGGACAUUAGGAACCGUACUUUGUCAACUAUUUCCUGUGUUAUUUUACGGCAAUGUCGCUGCUUCUCUGCUCAAUAUGGUGGCUAUAACAAUUAAUAGGUACAUUUUGAUAUCUUGUAAUCGAUACUACAACCAAAUGUAUUCGACAGCAUCAAUCUGCCUGCAGCUGUUCUUUUGCUGGGGUUUCUCCUUUAGUAUAAUGUUGCCACCCCUCUUGGGCAUCUGGGGAAGACUGGGACUAAACGUAUCUACGUUCUCUUGCACCAUUCUAGAGAAGGACAAUAAAUCACCGAAGAAAGCAAUAUUCCUUCUAGGGUUUGUAUUACCCUGCGUUGUUAUUAUAAUGUCCUACUCCUGCAUUUAUUGGAAAGUUAGACGUACAAGAAUGAAGCUUAGAACACACGAUGUGCAAACUGUCAAGGAAAGAAGAAAAGCAUCUAGAGACAAAGAAGACAACAGAUUAACGAAAUUGAUGCUAGUUAUAUUUCUGUGCUUCGUAAUAUGUUUUUUGCCGUCUAUGUUAAUGAAUGUAUUUGAUGAUGAGGUUACAUAUCCAGCAUUACACGUUGUCGCAUCCAUUUUCUCUUGGGCUUCGAGUGUAAUAAAUCCAUUUAUUUACGCUGCGAGUAACCGCCAAUAUCGUACUGCUUACUCAAAGUUGUUCAAUUGCAUCAUAGGCAGCGGUAAGGUUUGUGAAGUAAACUCGCACAAACCUGGAACCACAGAUAAUAAAGUUGGGUGUUCCGAUAAAAUAAAUGGAAAUGUAGAUCUAACAUAAUUUUGAAACUAAAAGUUUAAUCUUGUUAAUAUUUUGUUAAUAUCUAUUUAACAUUUUAUAAGACUGAUAACUAUAGGAACUGAAAACUGAUUUUUUUCAGAUUAAUAUUUAUGUUAUUAUUUUAUGAACUCUUUUUGUUGGUUGCAACUUUACCUUGCAUAGUUAGAUAUUGUAGUAAAUAUACAAUUUUUAUUUAUAUUUUUACAUAUAGGUGCCCAGUGUGCCGUGAUGGGCAAAUUACAAGGAUAGAGUAAUGGAAUUACCCAUUACCAAUUACACACUAAGAUAUGUUGUAAUCCCAUUACCCAUUACUCAAUUUUAUCGAUUCUAUUAAAAUUAUCCAUUACAA
Messenger RNA from Photinus pyralis (common eastern firefly), 1417 nucleotides. RefSeq names its product protein trapped in endoderm-1-like. Gene Ontology annotation, molecular function: G protein-coupled receptor activity. The transcript is spliced from 5 exons. Gene Ontology annotation, cellular component: membrane. Gene Ontology annotation, biological process: G protein-coupled receptor signaling pathway. Lineage: Eukaryota; Metazoa; Arthropoda; Insecta; Coleoptera; Lampyridae. Bases 55 to 1068 code for a protein of 337 amino acids. The record is from RefSeq and is a predicted model, not a curated record.